AUGUCAAAAGAAGAACGACAACACAAGAUUAUAAACGUUUUGGAAACUUAUUUUAGUGAUGCAAGUUUAUUAUGGGAUAAGAUCAUGGUGAGCAAGAUCACUGCUGAUCCUGAAGGCUUUGUUUCCUUUGACACAUUAAGUAAAUUACAAAAGUUUAAAGCAAUAGAAGCAACACCAGAAGAGAUCAAAGAAUGCUCCAAGAUACGUUCGCUGAACAAACUAAAGUUGAGUGAGGAUGAAACGCGUAUUGCACGUAUUAAACCAUUUAUACCCAACAAGAAAGAGGAACUGGACGAAUGGUCGAUCUAUGUUGAAGGGCUGACGAAGCCUUAUGUUGAUGAAGCUUCUAUUUCCGAAUUAUUCACCAAACUGGUCGGACGCGUAUCCUUUGUACGUAUACCUGAAAACAAGAGAGGAUUCAAGCAGUUUCAAGGGUUCUGCUUUGUCGAAUUUGAUAACAAGGAAUGUGUUGAUAAGGCUAUCAAACUCACAGAGUCUACUGAUAAUUUUAAGCUCAAGUUGCGCAUCAUAUUCGAAUGGAACAAGUACAAGGAAGAUUAUUUAAAGAGAUUUGAGGAAAGAAAGCAAUGGAUUCAAAGCCUAUGGCAAGAGUAUAACAAUAAACAGCAACAAGAAAAUUCUAGCAAGAUGGAAUUAGACAAGGAAGAGACAACAUUCAAAAAGGGUGUGAUUGUGUUUGUGGACCAUCUUGAUCCAAAAUGUUCAAAAACAACUGCUAUUGAGCUUCUUCAGACAUCUGGAGUUUCUAUUGCAUUCAUGACGCCAAAGAAGAAAGGGCUGACAUCGGUACAUAUUCGUCUAGAAAGUCCAGAAGAUGCUCAAAGGAUGUGUGAUUACUUUGAAAACCACCCGACAAUACAAGAAAAUGAACAGGAUAAAGUAGGAAAGGCGAGCAAAGAACAUAGCGCAGAGACACUAAAACUAAGAGUUUUAAAAGGUAAAUCAUAUACACACGGAAGAGGAAAUAUAUUGGGAAAAUGA
Molecule: messenger RNA, 1002 nt
Organism: Rhizopus microsporus ATCC 52813
Lineage: Eukaryota; Fungi; Mucoromycota; Mucoromycetes; Mucorales; Rhizopodaceae
Exons: 5
Coding region: 1-1002 (333 amino acids)
Biological process (GO): telomerase catalytic core complex assembly; RNA processing
Cellular component (GO): nucleus
Molecular function (GO): mRNA binding; telomerase RNA binding
Source: RefSeq, a predicted model, not a curated record